UGUUUGAUGAGGUGAACUUUUACGAAGCCGGAAGUACAAAAGAGCGAUUCUCUUGCCUCAUCUGGAAAUUCCUGCAAAACAGCUAUGGCUUCCUCCUGCUCGUUGGUGUGUUGUGGAGAGGAGAGGGACACCGAUAAAGCUGUUAUUGUCCAAUUUUCAAAUGGCAGCAUCACAAAUGCAGACAAACUGGAUUUCAGGAUGUACAAGAAUACAGAUGAGAGUAAUCCCAGGAAAAAGAAUCGGCGGAUUUUGGUUGCUGAAUCGGACAGACUGUCUUAUGUUGGAAGUAAUUUUGGACCAAGUUCCUUGAAAUGCAACAACCUUUGCAACUAUUAUGUAGGAGUGUUGAACAAGCAGACCAUGCAAAUGGAGGUGCACAGUGCUCAACUUUUCAACAUGCAACCUGUUAUACCAGGAGAAACAACAGAGACCACAGAUCCCCAGGACGCAACGCAGACCUACAGAGACAAGGUUGACUCUUUGAUUGAGGCAUUUGGCACCAACAAACAGAAGAGAGCUCUGACCUCCCGCAGGCUGAAUCAGGUGGGCAGUGAUACCCUGCAUCAAGCUGUGGCUAAGGCUGCCAACACUGUGAUUGACCAGAAGGGUCUGGAAGCUCUACAACAGGAAGUGGCUGAGACCGAGUCCCAGGGGGACCUGGCUCUCCACCUGCCUCCCUGCCAUGCAGAUGCUGACAAACCUGAAAACGUCUACCUAUUUGACGAUCUCCUGAGUCCAGCAGAGUUUGGGGCUUUAGAGCAGGCUGGUUCCAAGAUGGCAGCACUCACCUCUGAGGAGCUGCAGAAGAUGAGAGAUGAUGGAGGGUGCCUCUGUGUUAUGAAGCUCCUAGAGAGUAUUCCAACUGUGGGUGAAGAGAUGAGAGAUAAAACGUCACGCUGUGCCUUUUACCUUUCACUGCUACUCAAACUGGCACGACAGAAAAGCAUCACCCGCAAGUUUGGGCAGGAGGAAGGCUGUCCUCGCAUCAUUCAGAGCAAACUGUUCAGAACAUUCACUGUGGACACUUUCAACAAUGGCAGGGUCCAGAACAUGGUGUCUUCAUCAAUGCGUGCUAAAUUAGCUGCACACUCCCUGGCCCUGCUUCUGCAUGUGAGUCACAUGACUGCUAACCUCACACUACUGCACCGUGACCUGGGAAUCACUGAGGCCAGGAUGACUGAAGUAGCCAAGUCAAUGGGACUGACUCUAAUUAGACCUCUAAGGGGGAAGGCUGUCGAGGCUGGAGUGCAAGACGAACACAGACUGGCCUCUCUCGUUCUCCCGCUGGUCAAAUACGAUCAGUUCAUUGAGCGACGGAAACGCAAGAAAAUGCACUGAAGAAAAAGAUGAGAGAAGACGAGAACUGGAUAGUGACGGGAGGUCUAUGAGAAUGCCACAAACAAGAGCUGUUUAUUAAUGCAUUUUGUACACAAAUAAAGCAGUGAACUUUUGAGUUGUA
Messenger RNA from Scatophagus argus, 1459 nucleotides. It is a transcript of the gene polr1e, whose product is annotated as RNA polymerase I subunit E. The transcript has 12 exons. The record is from RefSeq and is a predicted model, not a curated record. Gene Ontology annotation, molecular function: DNA binding. Gene Ontology annotation, biological process: RNA polymerase I preinitiation complex assembly; transcription elongation by RNA polymerase I; nucleolar large rRNA transcription by RNA polymerase I. Gene Ontology annotation, cellular component: RNA polymerase I complex. The coding region runs from base 85 to 1338 and encodes 417 amino acids. Lineage: Eukaryota; Metazoa; Chordata; Actinopteri; Scatophagidae.